Hevea brasiliensis (rubber tree) is the source of this 1850-nucleotide messenger RNA. RefSeq names its product aladin. Gene Ontology annotation, biological process: nucleocytoplasmic transport. The coding region runs from base 154 to 1503 and encodes 449 amino acids. The record is from RefSeq and is a predicted model, not a curated record. Gene Ontology annotation, molecular function: protein binding. The transcript has 15 exons. NCBI's taxonomy places the organism in Eukaryota, Viridiplantae, Streptophyta, Magnoliopsida, Malpighiales, Euphorbiaceae. Gene Ontology annotation, cellular component: nuclear pore.
GACCAAAAGUUGAAGGGCGACAUGAACUAUUUUCCAAAACAAAAUAGCGGGAACGAACUAGGCCAAAAUCUAGGGAGAAAGAUAAACCCUAAACCCAACCCUCAAUAACUCUCCUCUCAUCUGAAACUAUCUGUGUUUCCUUCUCUCUUAACUAUGCCUUCGUUUCCACAGCCUGGUUCAGUGACUAUCUGUGAAAUCAACCGAGAUCUAAUCACAGCUGAUAGCCUCUCAGACGAUCGAGCCAAGGAAACUUAUGGAAAAAUUUUGGGAAUGGUGUUCAGCCCUAUUCCAUUUCAAGCGGAUCAACUGGCAAGCACUAGUGCGGAGCAGGAAACACAAGAGGAAGGAAGACCCAAUGGAGAGAAUACUGAGAGGAAUAGUUUGUUGAAAGAAUUGCACAGUUUUGCUAUUGAUUCUAUCAGACGCGUUUUUCAUCCCAAUUAUGUAAACAUGUUGCCAGAGGUUGAUUUUAAAGGGUUGAGCUGGCACCAACAUAAACAUAUUAUUGCAUUUAUCUCUGGUCCAAAUCAGGUUGUACUUCGUGAUUAUGAAGAUUCAGAAGGGAAGGAUGCAUGUGUCUUGACCUGUGAUUCCCAAAGAGAUAUUAAAGUUCUUGAAUGGAGGCCAAAUGGUGGAAAGUCACUUUCUGUAGCAUGCAAGGGUGGAAUCUGCAUCUGGGCAGCAUCUUAUCCUGGAAAUGUUGCAUCUGUGAGAUCUGGUGCUGCUUCAUACUUGGGUACUCUUUCUAGAGGUGCUGGAACUCGAUGGACUCUCGUGGAUUUUCUUCGAAGUCAUAAGGAUGAACAAAUAAGUGCACUUUCUUGGAGUCCUGAUGGAAGAUACUUGGCAUCUGCUUCAUAUGAAAGUUCGUCAUUCACCAUAUGGGAUGUUGCACAAGGAUUGGGAACACCAAUUCGACGGGGUUUAGGAUGUAUAUCAAUGCUCAAAUGGUCACCUACUGGUGAUUACUUUUUUGCUGCAAAAUUAGAUGGAACAUUUUAUCUUUGGGAGACAAACACAUGGACAUCUGAAACCUGGUCUUCAACUAGUGGGUUUGUAACGGGAGCAACAUGGGAUCCAGAUGGGCGUAUGAUACUGAUUGCUUUCUCUGGUUCUGCAACAUUGGGAUCUAUUCACUUUGCAUCAAAGCCUCCAUCUUUAGAUGCGCACUUAUUACCAGUUGAUUUGCCAGAGAUAAUGUCCUUGACUGGAAGUCAUGGAAUUGAGAAGAUAGCUUGGGAUGCUUCGGGAGAAAGAUUAGCAGUAUCUUAUAAGGGAGGGGAUGAUGUCUACAGGGGUCUCAUUUCCAUAUAUGAUGCUAGAAGGACUCCUCUGAUAUCUGCAUCAUUGAUUGGGUUUAUAAGAGGGCCUGGAGAGAAUCCGAAGCCAAUUUCAUUUUCAUUUCAUGACAAGUUCAAACAGGGACCAUUGCUUUCUGUUUGUUGGAGCAGUGGGUUUUGCUGUACCUACCCUCUUAUAUUUCAUUCUCACAGUCUUUCCUAGUUAAGGACCAUCUUUCUGCCUCAGAGAGGGAAAGAAGCUAUGUUACUGAUAUUCUUGAAUAUGUUGACUAGAAGCGUCGUCUUAUACUAGGAGCUCAAGCAAGCAGCAGGUGGAAGAGCAUGAAAUCCAUGACAAGGUAGUCGGAGGAGAGAUUUUCUCUCACACACACAUUGAUCUUAUAGUCUAAGGCAGGAUGUAUUGAUUGAAAACAAAGCGGCUUAUAAAGUCUUUUGGCAAAGCAUCUGUGGACCCUUAUUUUCUUCUAUCCUUCUAAAAUUUUCUUUUGAUCACUGCAUGUUUUCAACUCCUGUGAUAAUUUUUUUUAAUACUUAAGUGAAAAUUGACAA